GAAAAACUUCUCCUCUGUGGUCAAUAACUCUUCUCCUUUCUCUCUUCUUCUGCUUUUUUUCUCAAUAUCAGGUUGCACUUGGCGCGAAAAGUUCUUCUCUUUUCGGACAGCUUUUCUUUCAGUUCCGUUUUCAGACAGCUUUCUGUUUCGUUACAAAUAAAGAUGCCAGUGGCAUUAGUUUUGCUGCUGGCAUUGAGCUGUCUGAUUCAGAGUCACGGCGCCGGAAACGUAUGCGAUCUUGGUCGGAGACCCAACACGAGACCACACAGUGUCUCGAUUCUGGAGUUUGGUGCUGUGGGAGAUGGGAAAACGUUGAACACAAUUGCGUUUCAGAACGCUGUCUUCUAUCUAAAGUCUUUUGCUGAUAAAGGUGGUGCUCAGCUUUAUGUUCCUCCUGGACGGUGGCUCACCGGAAGUUUCAAUCUCACCAGUCAUCUCACUCUCUUUCUUGAAAAAGACGCCGUCAUUCUCGCCUCCCAGGAUCCAUUGCAUUGGCAAGUUGUGGAUCCGUUACCAUCAUAUGGACGAGGCAUUGAUCUACCUGGGAGGAGAUACAUGAGUUUAAUAAACGGCUAUAUGCUGCAUGAUGUAGUAGUGACAGGUGAUAACGGUACUAUAGAUGGGCAAGGCCUGCUUUGGUGGGAUCGGUUUAAUUCUCAUUCUUUGAAGCACAGUAGACCGCAUCUCGUCGAGUUUGUCUCUUCUGAAAAUGUCAUUGUCUCAAAUCUUACGUUCUUGAAUGCUCCUGCUUAUACUAUCCACUCGGUUUAUUGUAGCCAUGUGUACAUAAAUAAAGUAACAGCUACUACUUCUCCAGAAUCUCCUUAUACCAUCGGCAUUGUCCCCGAUUCUUCUGAUAAUGUGUGCAUCCAAGAUUCUAGCAUCAACAUGGGCUAUGAUGCCAUCUCCCUAAAAAGUGGUUGGGACGAAUACGGUAUAUCCUAUGCAAGACCUACUGCAAAUGUCCAGAUACAAAACGUUUACCUCCAAGCAGCUUCUGGUUCCUCCAUUUCCUUUGGAAGUGAAAUGUCUGGUGGCAUAUCUGACGUCAUGGUCCGAGAUGCUCACAUACGCAACUCGGUAUCCGGAGUUGCCUUUAGAACAACAAAAGGAAGAGGAGGUUACAUGAAAGAGAUUGAUGUUUCAAACAUCAACAUGGUCAACGUUGGUACUGCGUUUCUAGCAAAUGGUAGCUUUGGAACUCACCCGGACUCUGGUUUCGAUGCAAAUGCUUACCCGCUAGUGAGUCACAUCAUGUUACAUGACAUUGUUGGAGAGAACAUAAGUAUAGCAGGAGAGUUUUUUGGAACUAAAGAGUCUCCUUUCACCUCGGUUUUGCUAUCGAAUAUCUCUCUGUCAAUGAGCUCGGAUUCUCCUGAUGAUGAUGAUUCUUGGCGAUGCUCGUAUGUGGAGGGUUCUUCAGAAUCAGUGGUUCCUGAACCGUGCUUUGAGCUGAAGAGUUUUGAAAGUUCAUACGGCAGAGCUGUGGCCUUAUGAGAACCAAAACUCAUGUCUCCAUGAUUCAUAUUUGUUUUGUUGAAGUUAGCAGAAAGGUCAGAUUCUUUUUUCCUAAAAUAAACCCCAUUGUUGAUGUUAUUUGCAGAUUGUGAGAUUCAUAUAUCUUGUACAGGUUCAUUUGUUCAUUCAUAUGUAACCGAAAAAAAGUUUUGUUCAGCGGAUAUUCUUCAUAUGGCUUAAAAAAAUAUUUCAGUCA
Brassica oleracea var. oleracea is the source of this 1714-nucleotide messenger RNA. Its product is annotated as probable polygalacturonase. The transcript has 6 exons. NCBI's taxonomy places the organism in Eukaryota, Viridiplantae, Streptophyta, Magnoliopsida, Brassicales, Brassicaceae. Gene Ontology annotation, molecular function: polygalacturonase activity. The coding region runs from base 163 to 1497 and encodes 444 amino acids. Gene Ontology annotation, biological process: carbohydrate metabolic process. The record is from RefSeq and is a predicted model, not a curated record.